AAGUCUUUCUGACACGGGACCUUGUCUGGUGCUCCUGUCUCUGUGACUGUGAGAUUCGGAGAGUGUUAACAAUGUUCUGACUGGUGGUACUACGAGAUUCCUGAAGUCCAGUGUGUGUGUAUCCAGUCGACCCGGUUUGGACGUGUGUGCUUGCGUGGUCACAUCGUCCGUGUGUGUGUGAGUGAAGGGGCGGGGAUACGGACCAUGGGCCUCUGGCUCCAACCUUGUGUUGAUGAUACGACUGUAUGAGAGCAGCACGUUGUCUGGGAGGGAUUAAAGAUCUGGUUUUCACAAGUUUUAGAACGUCAUGCUGAUUCCCUCCACUCAUCCCGUCUGACGUCAUCAACAUGGCCGACCACAACGAGACCCACUGCGAGACGUGGUACCCAAGCAUUUCUAUUGAGCCUGGUGCCCUGUACUGUCCGCCGAAGCAUGACGGCAUCAUCUGCUGGCCAGCCACCAGGGCAAACACCACGGCCUACCGCCUCUGUAUAGACCUCCCCAGACACGAAGACGACCCGGUCAUUCCAGGCAACACACAAGCCCACGCUCACCGCACGUGUCUUCCAAGCGGCGAGUGGCUUCCCUACACCAACUACAGCGAGUGCCUGGAUGCUUACGCCAACUACAGCAUCACCACACAGCUCAGCACUCAGCCGCCGGAGCAGGACAUCACCAGACAGGCGGCUCGCACCUUGUCCAUGAUUAUUUUCAUCGGUAGCACCGUGUCUUUGGUGGUUCUUCUGCUGUCGCUGCUCAUCUUUCUCAAAUUCAA
Messenger RNA from Aplysia californica (California sea hare), 775 nucleotides. RefSeq names its product corticotropin-releasing factor receptor 2. Gene Ontology annotation, biological process: cell surface receptor signaling pathway; adenylate cyclase-modulating G protein-coupled receptor signaling pathway. The record is from RefSeq and is a predicted model, not a curated record. Gene Ontology annotation, cellular component: plasma membrane. Lineage: Eukaryota; Metazoa; Mollusca; Gastropoda; Aplysiida; Aplysiidae. Gene Ontology annotation, molecular function: G protein-coupled peptide receptor activity.